AUGAAUGGCCGCUUGAGGGGUUUCUGACUGGGAGGGGAGAAUUAGCCCAAACUAAAUCUGAGAGGAUUAUCAGAGUAAGUCAUGAAAACACAUGAAAAAGGCUUUCUGUUUCAUGAGAUGAAGCAAUAGAACAGAAGUUAACCUUUGCCUGCUGCAAGAAUUGGAGGAUUUUUUUUCAUUAGUAUUUUCUUUUUUAAUUAAUAAAUAUAAGCAAAAUGUCUGAGCCUGCUGCAGAGGACAAUGGUAAGCCGACCAGCCAACAAAAUCUUUGCAUUCCAGGAAAAGAGGCCCCAAAGGACCCCCGCUGGUCCAGUCUAAAGAUUUUUAUUGUGGCCCUUUCCUUCGCCUAUUUCUCUAAAACUCUGUGUGGGACCUAUAUGAAAAGCGCCAUCACUCAGAUUGAGAGGAGAUUUGACCUUUCCAGCUCUGUUGUGGGCCUUAUUGAUGGCAGUUUUGAGAUGGGUAACUUGCUCUUUCUGGCAGUGGUUAGUCAUUUUGGGUCAAGACUACACAGGCCACGACUCAUAGGGAUGGGCUGUUUCCUCAUGGCCAUUGGCUCAGCGGUUACUGGGCUGCCACACUUUUUCAUGCGGCGGUACAAGUACGACACAGUAAUAACAGGCUCUCUAAACAAAUCUGUCAGUGUAUCUCCUUGUCAGCCUCCCGCGGUUUCAAACGAUUACUCUUCUAAUAACAUUGAAACAGAUUGCCUGAAGGACCCUGGAUCUAGUAUGUGGAUCUAUGUGCUCUUGGGUAACGCUCUCAGAGGAAUCGGAGAGACACCAGUCACACCUCUUGGCAUAUCUUAUAUCGAUGACUUUGCAAAAGCAGAAAACUCAGCAUUUUACAUUUCCUGUCUUCAGACUAUUAUGCUUCUGGGUCCCAUGUUUGGAUUCCUACUGGGCUCAAUGUGUGCCAAACUGUAUGUGGAUAUUGGAUUUGUCAGUGUAGAGAGUGUUACCAUCACUCCACAGGAUGCACGCUGGGUGGGAGCUUGGUGGCUGGGCUUCUUUGUGUCAUCUGCUAUCUUAGUACUUGCUGGUGUUCCUUUUUGGUUCCUACCCAGGUCUUUACCCAAACAAGGAGAGGAAGGGAAGGAAAACUCUAGUGCGGAUCGGGACAACAAGGAUCAAUCUGUCCUCCCAAACACACACUCAGUGAAACUGUCCGACAUCGCAAAAGGAUUCCUGCCUUCCCUGAAAAAACUCCUGUGCACUCCUGCAUACUUCCUGUUGCUUUGUGGGAUUGUUUUGAAGUUCAACUCUUUCAUCGGCUUGCUCACCUUCAAAGCCAAAUACAUGGAACAACAGUUUGGCCAGUCUGCUUCAAGAGCAAACUUCCUUAUUGGUGUCCUGAUCCUGCCUGUGGUCGCUGUGGGAAUAUUCUUGGGUGGUUUGUUAAUGAAAAGAUACAAGUUGAGCGUCGUGGCAGGGGCUCAGCUCUCCUUCAUCACCUCCUUCACGGCCUUCCUCCUCCUCCUCCUCCAUUUCGGCACAAAGUGUGAGAAUGUGCCUGUGGCAGGGCUCACUGUGUCCUACAAUGGGACCCCUGAAAUAUCUCAUGAUGAGCGCUCACUCAUGUCUCAGUGUAACCAGGACUGUUCCUGCUCUGCAUCUGAAUGGGAUCCCGUGUGCUCUGACAGUGGCAUUACAUAUGUGUCACCCUGUUUGGCAGGAUGCACCUCCUCCACUGGACAAGGCAAAAACAUGGUUUUUCAAAACUGCAGCUGUGUGUUAACCCCCUCACCAGUAGAGGGCAGCAGAUCUGUGUCUCUGGGACAGUGUCCCCGUGGGCCAGGAUGUACCCGGAGUUUCACCUCUUACAUGGCAGUUUCUGUCCUCAGCUCCUUCAUCAACUCUCUGGGCACAACUCCUGGAUACAUGAUCAUUAUACGAUGCAUUAAACCUGAGCUUAAGUCACUGGCGUUGGGUAUUCAAACGCUUGUGAUGCGAACGCUAGGUGGUAUUCCUGCUCCUGUAUAUUUUGGAGCUCUCAUUGACUCAACGUGUUUAAAAUGGGGGAUAAAGAGCUGUGGGGGCAGAGGAGCCUGUCGUUUGUACGACUCAAAUAUGUACAGAGUGAUCUUCUUGAGCCUGACUACGUGUUUAAGUGGAUGUUCGUACUUCUUCAUCAUUGCUGUCAUUGUGCUUCUGCGGAAGCAGUUUAGAAAAGAAGAAGUCAAAACAUUGCAUCAAACAACCAGAAAGCAAAAUGAAACCGAACUUCAGUCUCCGGAUAUGUGCCGUCCUGAUGGAUCCAAAACCGAUACCGUUCCCAGAGAAAAAACAGAGAACACCAAUACUGAAUGCUAGCGAUGAGCUAUUUAGUAGUUCUUUCAGGGAAUUUAGGAGACAGUGCUGAUACUGUAAAUUAAUGGAUGAAGAACUACUAAUAAAAACAAUGACCAGGGCUGCGGUUCCCAAAAGUAAGCCUAAGCUGAUGGUAGCUCCAUUGGUUUCAAUGGGUCUAUGAUGUACUUAAGGUUAUGGUUCUUUUGGGAAUACAGCCCUGGAAAACAGACUAUAAAGAAACCAGCGCAAGCCAUAACACUCUUUAGGCACUAUCGUACUAUGUGUUCAUGGUCCAGAGUUUGUACAGUAUCUCUUAAUAAAUCUCAGUUCUUUUA
This is a messenger RNA of Puntigrus tetrazona (Sumatra barb), 2626 nucleotides long. RefSeq names its product solute carrier organic anion transporter family, member 1E1 (gene slco1e1). The transcript has 16 exons. Bases 216 to 2312 code for a protein of 698 amino acids. NCBI's taxonomy places the organism in Eukaryota, Metazoa, Chordata, Actinopteri, Cypriniformes, Cyprinidae. The record is from RefSeq and is a predicted model, not a curated record. Gene Ontology annotation, molecular function: protein binding. Gene Ontology annotation, biological process: sodium-independent organic anion transport; transmembrane transport. Gene Ontology annotation, cellular component: membrane.